Molecule: messenger RNA, 4119 nt
Organism: Pan troglodytes (chimpanzee)
Lineage: Eukaryota; Metazoa; Chordata; Mammalia; Primates; Hominidae
Gene: LRSAM1
Product: leucine rich repeat and sterile alpha motif containing 1
Exons: 26
Coding region: 1852-3519 (555 amino acids)
Biological process (GO): protein ubiquitination
Cellular component (GO): cytoplasm
Molecular function (GO): protein binding; ubiquitin-protein transferase activity
Source: RefSeq, a predicted model, not a curated record
GCCGAGUGGUCUGCGGCCCCGAGUCCGUGACCAAGCCCUCCGAGUGAUCGGCCUGCCCCCGGGUGCACCCGCGGGUCCCAACGUGGGGGACCCCUCCAUCUGCAAAGCCAGAGGUCUCUUUGGUCAUGAUGUAGUUGAGCUCCCUGAGGUCCUGGCUGGCUCUGGAUUGCUCCUGCUGAUCCUGCUCUGACAGCGUUUGGGGGGCUAGAAGUGAUUCAUUGGCAGAGUCUGUUAGAGUCCUCAAAGAACAGCCUUGGAAAGUGCCUGACGAAACGUCUCUAAGUUUCCCUAGAACAGGAAAAGGAUAAUGCCAAGGCCUCACUAUGGGUCGGUGGCAAAUAUGGGCCCCAACCCAGGUCAUCUGGCUUGUCUGUCUCCACCUCAUCCUGCAGCUCAAUGUUUAGUCAACAAAGAACAAGGAGUACUGAGUGCCUGCUGUGGGCUCAGGACACAGAUGGAAGAACUAGAAAGAUGCAGCCCCUGACCUCAUGGAACUCACUAGAAAGAUGUGGCCCCUGACCCCAUGGAACUCACUAGAAAGAUAUGGCCCCUGCCCCCAUGGAACUCCAUGAAACUAGGAAGACGCAGUCCCUGGCUCCAUGGAACUCGCUAGAAAGACACUGACCCUUACCCCAUGGAACUCACUAGAAAGACACAGCCCUUGCCUCCAUGGAACUCAAUAGAAAGACGCAGCCCCUGCCCCCGUGGAACUCACUAGAAAGACGAAGCCCCUGCCCCCGUGGAACUCACUAGAAAGACGCAGCCCCUGCCCCCGUGGAACUCACUAGAAAGACGCAGCCCCGGCCUCCGUGGAACUCACUAGAAAGACGCAGCCCCUGCCUCCGUGAAACUCACUAGAAAGACGCUGUCCCUGACCCCAUGGAACUCACUGGAAAGUCGCAGCCCCUGCCCCCAUGGAACUCACUAAAAAGAUGCAGCCCCUGCCCCCAUGGAACUCACUAGAAAGUUGCUGCCUCCAUGGAACUCUCUAGAAAGACCCAGCCGCUGCCUCCGUGGAACUCACUAGGGAGACACAGCCCCUGCCUCCAUGGAACUCAUGGUCCAGCAGACCAGCUGCAUGCUCUGUGUUACUGCACUACCUGUCCCGGGUGUUGGGGGCUGUGACAAAUUCCCCAGUCCCUAACUUCUCUCCUGUGCCCCAGGGUCCUAAAGAUCGCUCUGGGAAAAGGGAAGGAUGCCGCUCUUCUUCCGGAAGCGGAAACCCAGUGAGGAGGCUCGGAAACGCCUGGAGUACCAGAUGUGUUUGGCAAAAGAAGCUGGGGCAGAUGACAUUCUCGACAUCUCUAAAUGUGAGCUCUCAGAGAUUCCAUUUGGAGCUUUUGCAACAUGCAAAGUUCUGCAGAAGAAGGUGCUGAUCGUCCACACGAAUCACCUCACUUCCCUGCUCCCCAAAUCCUGCAGCCUCCUGAGUCUGGCAACCAUCAAGGUUCUAGAUCUCCACGAUAAUCAGCUGACAGCCCUUCCUGAUGAUCUGGGGCAGCUGACUGCCCUCCAGGUCUUAAACGUGGAAAGGAAUCAACUGAUGCAGCUCCCGCGUUCCAUUGGGAACCUGACCCAGCUCCAGACUCUCAAUGUUAAAGCGACGCAACAAGCCUCCUGAGGAGUCCACUGGGCAGGCUGAGGGCAGUGGUGCCAUCCCCAGUUUACACACGAGGAAAACAAGGCCCGGGAAAUCAAGUGUGACUUGCUCAAGACCACCCCGUGGGAUGGUGACAGAGCCAAGACCACUGCACAGACAACAAGCUGAAGGAGCUUCCAGACACCCUGGGGGAGCUUCGAAGCCUGCGUACCCUCAACAUCAGUGGAAACGAGAUCCAGAGAUUGCCGCAGAUGCUGGCUCACGUUCGAACCCUGGAGAUGCUGAGCCUUGAUGCCUCGGCCAUGGUCUACCCGCCGCGGGAGGUGUGUGGUGCCGGCACCGCGGCCAUCUUGCAGUUCCUCUGCAAAGAGUCAGGGCUGGAAUACUACCCCCCUUCUCAGUACUUGCUGCCAGUUCUGGAGCAAGAUGGAACCGAGAACUCUCGGGACAGCCCUGAUGGGCCCACGGACAGAUUCUCAAGGGAGGAGUUAGAGUGGCAGAACAGGUUCUCAGACUAUGAGAAGAGGAAGGAACAGAAGAUGCUGGAGAAACUCGAGUUUGAACGGCGCCUGGAACUGGGGCAGCGGGAGCACGCCCAGCUCCUUCAGCAGAGCAGCAGCCAGAAGGAUGAGAUCCUUCAGACGGUCAAGGAGGAGCAGUCCCGGCUGGAGCAGGGCCUGAGUGAGCACCAGCGCCACCUCGACGCAGAGCGGCAGCGGCUGCAGGAGCAGCUGAAGCAGACGGAACAGAACAUUUCCAGCCGGAUCCAGAAGCUGCUGCAGGACAAUCAGAGACAAAAGAAAAGCUCCGAGAUUUUGAAAUCGCUGGAAAAUGAAAGAAUAAGAAUGGAACAGUUGAUGUCCAUAACCCAGGAGGAGACUGAGAACCUGCGGCGACGUGACGUUGCCUCUGCCAUGCAGCAGAUGCUGACUGAGAGCUGUAAGAACCGGCUCAUCCAGAUGGCCUACGAAUCUCAGAGGCAGAACUUGGUCCAGCAGGCCUAUUCCAGCAUGGCCGAAAUGGAUGAACGAUUCCAGCAGAUUCUGUCGUGGCAGCAAAUGGAUCAGAACAAAGCCAUCAGCCAGAUCCUGCAGGAGAGCGCGAUGCAGAAGGCUGCGUUCGAGGCACUCCAGGUGAAGAAAGACCUGAUGCAUCGGCAGAUCAGGGGCCAGAUUAAGUUAAUAGAAACUGAGUUAUUGCAGCUGACACAGCUGGAGUUAAAGAGGAAGUCCCUGGACACAGAGUCACUCCAGGAGAUGAUCUCGGAGCAGCGCUGGGCCCUCAGCUCCCUGCUCCAGCAGCUGCUCAAAGAGAAGCAGCAGCGAGAGGAAGAGCUUCGGGAAAUCCUGACGGAGUUAGAAGCCAAAAGUGAAACCAGGCAGGAAAAUUACUGGCUGAUUCAGUAUCAACGGCUUUUGAACCAGAAGCCCUUGUCCUUGAAGCUGCAAGAAGAGGGGAUGGAGCGCCAGCUGGUGGCCCUCCUGGAGGAGCUGUCGGCUGAGCACUACCUGCCCAUCUUCGCGCACCACCGCCUCUCACUGGACCUGCUGAGCCAAAUGAGCCCCGGGGACCUGGCCAAGGUGGGCGUCUCAGAAGCUGGCCUGCAGCACGAGAUCCUCCGGAGAGUCCAGGAACUGCUGGAUGCAGCCAGGAUCCAGCCAGAGCUGAAACCACCAAUGGGUGAGGUCACCCCUACGGCCCCCCAGGAGCCUCCUGAGUCUGUGAGGCCAUCCGCUCCCCCUGCAGAGCUGGAGGUGCAGGCCUCAGAAUGUGUCGUGUGCCUGGAACGGGAGGCCCAGAUGAUCUUCCUCAACUGUGGCCACGUCUGCUGCUGCCAGCAGUGCUGCCAGCCACUGCGCACCUGCCCGCUGUGCCGCCAGGACAUCGCCCAGCGCCUCCGCAUCUACCACAGCAGCUGAGUGCUGCCCACCCACCUGGGCCUGGUCCUAGCCCUGCCUCGGCCACUGUGAGCCCCGGGCUCCUGCUCAGCCUUGCGCCAGCCAGACUCGUAUGAGGCUCCCCUCUCCCCUGGGCCCCUUCCCCACUGCCCAGGAGCCCCCAUCCUAAGCUCCAAGCACGUCUGGGCCAGGCAGAGGUGAUCCUCAUCCAUGACACCACCAGUCUGAAUGGUCCUGGGGGUUGGGGCUGGAGAGGCCGCUGCACCACCACCCGAGCCUGGGAGCCAGCGUCCCCGCCUAAUCACGGAUCUGCUACCUCCCAGCUGUCUUGACUGAAGGCCACUGCCCCUGCAGGAGCUUGGGUCCUCAACUGGGGGCCAUGCACAGCCCCCUCCCACCCUGCAUGUGGGAAGGGAGCAGGAGGGCCUGGCUGGGUGAGGGGAGGCCUUCCUGGGAAGGCGUGUGGUGCAGGCCUGUGCUCACAGUGGCACCAGCAACCCUGGGUCUCCCUCUCUGCUGCUCCCCAGAACCCCGGGGCCCUCCUGCUCUCCACAACUGUCCCUCCUUACCCCAUGUAGCUCGAUCCGAAGCAGGAGUGUCAAUAAACCUGUCUUCAGUGCG